ACAGCUAUAAAGGCGGCCCCGCCGCGGAGCCGCCACUGGGCUGUGCACCUCCCCGGGAACCCCUCUCGUGGGCGCUCUUUGCAGUGGAGGCGGCGGGCAGCGGGAGCGAGGGCAGAGGCAGCCCGGCCGCCCCCGCCGCGCACCUGGCGCCGCCCGCCCCCCGCCGCCCGGCCCCUCUCUCCGGGAGGACAACCUGCCGCCCCCGGGCAGGAUGGACAGCAGGCUGCGGCCUUCUCGCUGGGCCUGGUCCCUGCUGGCGGUGGCGCUCGUGGCCGGGACUGUAGCACCCAGCGGGGCCAUGGACAGCAGCCCGACGGACAACAGCCUGGAGGGGGGCCCGGACGCCAUGGCCUACUGGUGGGGGGAGUGGACCAAGUGGACGGCGUGCUCCCGCAGCUGCGGCGUGGGCGUGACGUCCCAGGAGCGGCACUGCCUGCAACAGAGGAGGACGUCGGCCACGGGCGCCGGGAACAGGACCUGCACGGGCACGUCCAAGCAGUACCAGCUGUGCCAGGUGCAGGAGUGCCCGCCGGACGCGAGAAGCUUCCGAGAGGAGCAGUGCGUCUCCUUCAACGCCCAGAUGUAUGACGGGCGGUGGCACCGGUGGAAGCCCCUGUACCCCGACGACUACGUGCACAUCUCGAGCAAGCCCUGCGACCUGCACUGCACCACCGCGGACGGCCAGCGGCAGCUCAUGGUGCCCGCCCGCGACGGCACGUCCUGCAAGCUCGCCGACCAGCGAGGGGUUUGCGUGUCUGGAAAAUGUGAGCCCAUCGGCUGUGACGGCGUCCUGUUCUCCACCCGCACGCUGGACAAGUGCGGCGUCUGCCAGGGCAACGGGAGCAGCUGCACCUACGUCACGGGCACGUACCGCAAGGGGAACGCCCAGCUCGGUUACUCUCUGGUGACCCACAUCCCGGCCGGCGCCCGAGACAUCCAGAUCGUGGAGCGGAGGAAGUCCGCCGACGUGCUGGCCCUCGCAGAUGAAACCGGCUCCUUCUUCUUCAACGGCAACUUCAAGGUGGACAGCCCCAAGAACUUCAACAUCGCCGGCACCGUGGUCAAGUACCGGCGGCCCAUGGACAUCUACGAGACCGGCAUCGAGUACAUCGUGGCGCAGGGGCCCACCAACCAGAGCCUGAACGUCAUGGUGUGGAACCAGAACGGCAAGAGCCCCUCCAUCACCUUCCAGUACACGCUGCAGCAGCCGUCCGCGGCCCGGCCCGGGCAGCCCUACUACCGCUUCUCCGAGCCCACCUCCGAGAGCGCCGAGGACCCGGAGCUGGACGGGCCGGGGCCGCUGGGCUUCCUCCCGCACAACGGCUCGCUCUUUGGCCAGGCCUCCCCCGAGCGGCUGGGCCUGGACGACCGGCUGCUGGGCGCCCCCGGCCCGGGGGCCGAGCUGGGCCUGAGCAAGGGGAACAACGAGGUGUGCGAGCCGGCCGGCGGCAGGGCCUUCACCGGAGCGCCCAGGGGCACGGGCUUCAGAGAUGGCAACGCCACAGGGACAGCUCUCUCCGGGGACACGGGGGACCGAGGGGCCGGCGCCCACCGCCCCUCCCAGGGCCUCCUCUCGCCCGGCGUCCUCUCCGGCCAGCACCUGGGCGCCGGCUCGGACUCCCAGGAGCUCCCCCUCAACGGGACGGGCAGCGGCAUCUUCGUGCAGGGUGCCCCCCGGGGCUCCCCGGCCGAGGGGCUUUACGUGGACGAUGACGAGAGCGAGGGGGCCGGCGCCCACCUGCUCAACGGGUCGCACCUGGGGCUGAGCAGCGGCAGGGUGGCCAACGCGUCCUCAGAGGCCCCCUUCCCCAACGUCAGCGCCAGCCUGCCCGCCGCGGCCGGGAACAGGACGCACAAGGCCAGGACCAGGCCCAAGGCGCGCAAGCAGGGCGUGAGCCCGGCAGACAUGUACCGGUGGAAGCUGUCCUUGCACGAGCCCUGCAGCGCCACCUGCACCACAGGGGUCAUGUCGACCUAUGCCACGUGUGUCCGCUACGAUGGCAUCGAGGUGGAUGACAGCUACUGCGACGCCCUGACGCGCCCGGAGCCGGUCCAGGACUUCUGCGCCGGGAGGGAGUGCCAGCCCAGGUGGGAGACCAGCAGCUGGAGCGAGUGCUCGCGCACGUGCGGCGAGGGCUACCAGUUCCGCACCGUGCGCUGCUGGAAGAUGCUGUCGCCCGGCUUCGACAGCUCGGUGUACAGCGACCUGUGCGAGGCCACGGAUGCCGUGCGGCCCGAGGAGCGCAAGACGUGUCGGAACCCGGCCUGCGGGCCGCAGUGGGAGAUGUCCGAGUGGUCGGAGUGCCCGGCCAAGUGCGGGGAGCGCGGCGUGGUGACCAGGGACAUCCGCUGCUCGGAGGACGAGAAGCUCUGCGACCCCAACACCAGGCCCGUGGGGGAGAAGGACUGCAUGGGGCCCCCCUGUGACCGCCAGUGGACCGUCUCUGACUGGGGGCCGUGCAGCGGCAGCUGUGGCCAGGGCCGCAUGAUCAGACAAGUGUACUGCAAGACCAGCGACGGCCGGGUGGUGCCCGAGUCUCAGUGCCCGAUGGAGACCAAGCCCCUGGCCAUCCACCCCUGCGGGGACAAGAACUGCCCGGCCCACUGGCUGGCCCAGGACUGGGAGCGGUGCAACACCACGUGCGGCCGCGGCAUGAAGAAGAGGGUGGUGCUGUGCAUGGAGCUGGCCAACGGGAAGCCUCAGACGCGCAGCGGCCCCGAGUGCGGGCUGGCCAGGAAGCCGCCGGAGGAGAGCACCUGCUUUGAGCGGCCCUGCUUCAAGUGGUACACCAGCCCAUGGUCUGAGUGCACCAAGACCUGCGGGGUGGGCAUGCGGAUGCGGGACGUGAAGUGCUACCAGGGCACCGACAUCGUGCGCGGCUGCGACCUUCUGGUGAAGCCGCUGGACAAGCAGACGUGUGAAGUGCAGCCCUGCCCCACAGACCCACCCGACGACAACUGCCAGGACCAGCCGGGCACCAACUGCGCCCUGGCCACCAAGGUGAACCUGUGCAGCCACUGGUACUACAGCAAGGCCUGCUGCCGCUCCUGCAGGCCCGGCCGCUCCUAGGCCCGGCGGCCGCGGGCCGAGCGCCCCGCCGUCGGCUGCCGCAGCUCCAGCUCCGCAGCCCUCCACGGACUCCCCGGCUGCAGGGCGCCCGGGCUGCGGAGGCGAGGUGCUGAGCCCCUGCUCUGCCCCCAGGGAAGGAGUGUCCUGAGCGCGGGGCGGCCUCGCCGGACAGAGCCGCCCCGGCCGUGUGCACGUGACUGCCCUGAGCCCGAGGACCGCGCGUCAGCAGAGCACAC
Phyllostomus discolor (pale spear-nosed bat) is the source of this 3306-nucleotide messenger RNA. It is a transcript of the gene ADAMTSL2, whose product is annotated as ADAMTS like 2. The coding region runs from base 212 to 3070 and encodes 952 amino acids. Gene Ontology annotation, biological process: extracellular matrix organization. The transcript has 19 exons. Lineage: Eukaryota; Metazoa; Chordata; Mammalia; Chiroptera; Phyllostomidae. The record is from RefSeq and is a predicted model, not a curated record. Gene Ontology annotation, cellular component: extracellular matrix.